This is a messenger RNA of Rhea pennata, 2951 nucleotides long. It is a transcript of the gene RASSF5, whose product is annotated as Ras association domain family member 5. Gene Ontology annotation, biological process: signal transduction. The transcript is spliced from 6 exons. The record is from RefSeq and is a predicted model, not a curated record. Gene Ontology annotation, cellular component: nucleus. The annotation marks the transcript as partial. Lineage: Eukaryota; Metazoa; Chordata; Aves; Rheiformes; Rheidae.
CCCGGCGGGGCGCGGGCGGCGCGGCGGCUGCGGCGGCGCCCCGGCGGCGCGGCCGCGCGGCUGCUGCCCGACGUGCGCAGCAUCUUCGCGGCGCCGCGGGAGGCGGCGGCGGAGCGCGGCCGCGGCCACCGCUUCGUCCUGCGCGCCCUGCGCGGCGGCUGGUGCGACCUGUGCGCCGCGGCGGUGCGGGAGCGCGCCCUGCGCUGCGACUACUGCAGCUACACGUGCCACCAGGGAUGCCGGAGCCGCAUCGAGCUGGACUGCCGCCGGCCGGGAGAGCCCCCCAGCCAGCUCUCGCCCGACAGCACCCUGCUGCUGCGCCACAGCCAGAAUGUUACAAAAACAGUGGAAGAAGAAAAGCCUGAGCCUCCAACCAUUCAGGAGAUUAAACAGAAAAUUGAGAAGUACAAUGCAAAGGUUACAAACUGCUUGUUGAUGAAGCUGAACGAUGAUGGAACUUACACAGGCUUCAUUAAAGUGCAUCUGAAAUUGCGCCGUCCCGUGACGGUACCAGCAGGGAUCCGGCCACAGUCCAUUUACGAUGCCCUCAAAGAGGUGAACCUGGCUGACAUGACAGACAAGAGAACUUCUUUCUACUUGCCGCUAGAUGCCAUCAAGCAGCUCCACAUUAGCAGUACAACCACGGUGAGCGAGGUGAUCCAGGGGCUCCUGAAGAAAUUCAUGGUGGUGGAUAAUCCUCAGAAGUUUGCACUUUUCAAGGAGAUGAGGAAAGAUGGGCAAGUUCUCUUCCAGAAGCUCCCUCUAACAGAGUAUCCCUUGUAUCUCCGGCUGCUGGCUGGCCCUGACACAGAUGUUCUCAGUUUUGUGCUGAAGGAAAAUGAAACAGGGGAAGUUGAGUGGGACGCAUUCUCCAUCCCAGAGCUACAGAACUUCUUAAUGAUACUGGAUAAAGAAGAAAAGGACAAAAUCCAGCAAGUACAAAGGAAGUAUGAGAAGUUUAAACAAAGACUGCAACAGACCUUGAAAGAAGCAGGAGGCAAGCCUGGAUAAUUGUUCAGGAGGCACACAGAGUCAGACUAAGCUAGGUAUUAUUUUUAAAAUGAAAAGACACUUCUCAGGACACCUUAUAGUGGUCACUCACUGUCCCUCCUCAUCCUUCCAUUAUGGACCGGCAUAUAGUAACCAUAAAAUGAACAUAACUGCAUUUUAUUCUUCUGAAAUCUCUUAUCACAGGACCAGAGCCAGUCAAAGAAUGGGAAGCCCAUUUAAAAAUGUGGGCCCUCAACAAACCAACACAGCUGCUCGUUAACUUUUGGUUUUAACUGAACCAUCAGGUGAAGAAACAUCAUGGAAAAUGUUAAUGAACGUUAAACCCAAUAGGAACAUCUGCUGGCUAAUUGUUUUGAACAGGGUCAACCUACUGUUCACACUCCUCCCAGCAACUUGCUUUUCUUGUUUCAAGGUGCUGCAGCUGCAUUGUGUGUCUAUGUGGCAGAGUUCUCUCAUUUCGUAAGUAGAGCACAGGAAGCAGCAGAUAAAGUGGAGGAGGUUUUUGCACCAAAUCACAUGGGUGUUGCAGCUGUAACUGAGGCCAAACAGUGUGUUGUUCAGUGCUAAGUUAACCAAUGACAUGUAAAGUUGUGUUGCCAAGGCAGCUGCAACACAACAGUCUUUUAGUAAGGAUUAUUGAAAUUUAGUAAAGGAAAUGUCAUCUAUUAUUUUCAUCCUAAUUAACAUUUAAUUUUAAAAAAAAAAGCUUUGAAGUCAAAUUAAAGUAAAUAUUCCUGAUGCUUAGCUUAGCUGGCCUGCAUUUUACCAGUUUUCUACUCUGUAGGAAUUGGGGAUCAGUGUUUUAAGAAAUUCUGUUUGAAAAGCGUAAAGAUGACAGCUGGGGCAUGGGACAAGGGUUUGGUAUAGAACAUCACAGAAUUGCAGAAUGGUUGAGGUUGGAAGGGACCUCUGGAGAUCAUCUAGUUCAACCCCCUGCUCAAGCAGAAAUGUCUAGCAAUAAUUACCUAAGACUAAUCCAGAAAAGCUCAAACACCAUUUUUAUAACUCAAACUGAUCUUAUACUAUGAACAAGUUGGGAACUGAGGGAGAAGAGCUCCCACGGAGGCCAGGGUGUGGAUGUGUGAGUCACACCUGGAGCAUGGACUGCCUCUGCAGGAAAUGCUUAGCACCAGGAAGAGGGAGGGAACUAUUAGCCUCAGAUGCUUUCCUCCCGCCACCCUCUUAUACCAUGUUUCUUCUUGGUACAUCUCCCCCUUGCAGUGCUGGCCCACCAUUCCUGCCAGUAGCUUGCCUCUGCUGCUCUGCUUGUAUCCAAUUUGAUCAGAUCUUUUUGCAUAUACAGGAGGGAUACUAGGCUGUGUUUUGUGCUUGGAAUUAGGGGAGGAAAAUAAACUGCUCUCCCUCGUGCAGUGCUCCCAUUGUUGGCAUACACAUGCACCCCUCAGCCUUCACAGAGAUCAACUGGCUGGAGCUGGAGUGUCAGGCACUGCCCCUAGCUCCCUCUAGAGACCCCGAGCUCAUUGACUUGGCAUCAUCACUGCUGGAGUGCAAGGGAUGCUCCAGGAAUGCUGAGCUGAGAGAUGACUUCCCCAGGUUUGUGUGUAGUGCUUUAUACUGAGCACACUGUGUGCAGCGAAUUUCAGUCUUCCCUCUGUUUAUAUAGGACACAACAACAACAUGUAACAGGAAAAUGGAAAGUUAAAACUAGCCACAUUCAGAUGGAGCUUGUGAAAUGGUUUUAUAUAGACUUGGUGAACCAAGUGUCCCUUUGAACUCACUGUAGAGACUGCCAUGAUUUCACUUGGGUGAAAUGGGAAGGGAGGGAACAGGUUACUGGCAGGACAGACAACUUGGAAGAGUCUAAAAUUUACCUCAGUGCCUUUUUUCCUCAAGUGUAAAAAUUUUACAUUUGGGCUUAGGAGGAAGUUGGAAAGGGUUUUUGUCAAGAGGCCUUGUCUCAAGCCCUGCCAUUCCUACUC